This is a messenger RNA of Talaromyces rugulosus, 3600 nucleotides long. RefSeq lists its product as uncharacterized. The record is from RefSeq and is a predicted model, not a curated record. Gene Ontology annotation, cellular component: Smc5-Smc6 complex. The coding region runs from base 1 to 3600 and encodes 1199 amino acids. Gene Ontology annotation, biological process: double-strand break repair via homologous recombination. Gene Ontology annotation, molecular function: ATP hydrolysis activity; ATP binding. The transcript has 6 exons. NCBI's taxonomy places the organism in Eukaryota, Fungi, Ascomycota, Eurotiomycetes, Eurotiales, Trichocomaceae.
AUGUCGUCGUCACGGCUAUCUGUUGGUCCACGACGUCGCAGACGCGUCGAAGACGAUUCGGAUGAAGAUGAUCGCUCUGUCAGAGGCACAACACCCUUUUCGCAAUCAUCAAAUGGCAGCAAACGGCCCCGAAUCGAAGCGCCCGAUGAGACUGAUAACAACGCAAGCCAAAAUGAGGAACACGAUGAAGACGACGCAGAUAGACCGACGCAAAAGGUCCCAUUGACCAGGGCGGGGCUGCCUGAUGGCUACAGCACACACGGCGAUUUCCAACCUGGUGCAAUCGUCCGGAUCAAGUUGAAGGACUUUGUCACGUAUACAUCUGCCGAGUUUUUUCCAGGUCCGAAACUGAACAUGGUCAUCGGCCCUAACGGGACGGGCAAGAGUACUCUCGUUUGUGCGAUAUGUUUGGGUUUGGGCUGGGGACCUCAGCACCUUGGACGUGCAAAAGACGCCUCGGAAUUCGUGAAACAUGGCUGCAAAGAAGCAGUCAUCGAGAUUGAGCUCGCGCGCGGCCCUCCAUUCGAGUCGAACCCAAUCAUUCGUCGAACUAUCAAGCAUGACGGCAAUAAAACCAGUUUCACCAUCAAUGGCAAAGACGCAAACAAAAACCAAGUCCAGAGAGUAGCCAGGACGUUCUCUAUCCAGGUUGACAAUCUCUGCCAGUUCCUUCCACAGGACAAAGUCAGCGAAUUUGCUGCUCUUUCUCCCGUGGAGUUGUUACAUUCGACUCAAAGAGCUGCUGCAGGACCACAAAUGAUUGAAUGGCACGAUUCUCUCAAAACGCUAAGGGCCGAGCAGAAGAAACUUCUCCUAGAUAAUAAAGGCGACCGGGAUCACCUCACAAACUUGGAAAACCGUCAAGAAUUACAAAGAGCGGAUGUCGAAAGAAUGAGAGAGAGAGCCCAAAUCAAAAGGCGCAUUGAAAUAAUGAAGCUUUCUCGCCCUUAUGUGGUAUACACGGAUUAUCUCGUUACUUUUAGUGAAAUUAAAGAACACCGAGCUCGACUCGAAAGGGAACUACAAGAGUUGAAAGACGAGCUGGCUCCUGCUUUGCGAGCAGUCAACGAAAAACAGGAUUAUUAUGGCAAGACGGACGACAUGGUGAAGUACAAGCGCCAGAAGUUUAAUAGGGCAGAAUCCACCACUACCGAAAUUGCGAAUAGGAUAGAAGCACACGAGGAUGCGAUAAAAGAUCUUGCUGCGCAGAUCGAAGCAGAAAAGAAAACUGGCUCGAGCCACCAGCAAAAUUUAUUCAAAGUGCAACAGUCGAUCAAUCGUAUCACGCGACAGAUGGAGGAAGAGCCGGAAGAUUUUGAUAUCGAUUACUACAAUGAGCGUAUUCGAUCAUUGACCAGAGAGAUGAGAGAUCUUGAAGCUAAAGGCGAAGAUUUAAGGAAUGGUCGCCGGCCAAUCUUUGGGAAACUACAGGAGAGGAAGAAUCGGAAGCAACAGGCAGAAAACGAGUUGGAAAAUCUUGAUUCUCAGAGCGGACAGCAAGAGGCUCGACUAAAGAAACUUUCUUCUGAUACGCACAAAGCCUACCAGUGGAUCCGAGACAACCAGGAUCAAUUUGAAGCAGAAGUGUUUGGACCAGCGCUGGUAACAUGUUCGAUUAAGGAUCCCAAAUAUGCCGACGCACUCGAGACUCUUUUGCAACGAAACGACCAUCUAGCUUUCACUACCCAAAGCACGAAAGAUUUCAGGACUUUGCAAAAAGCUCUGAAUGGCGAGCUGCGGCUACAUGAUGUUAGCAUCAGGAACUGUACAACUCGGUUAAACGAUUUGAAAUCGCCCCUUUCAGAUAACGAACUACACGAUCUAGGGUUUGACGGUUGGGCUAAAGACUACCUAACAGGCCCUGAGCCUGUCAUAGCCAUGCUCUGCAACGAACAAUUCCUCCAUCGGACCCCAAUCGUUCUCCGAGACAUAUCAGAUCAAGAAUAUGCCCGGAUGGAAAAGAAUACGGCUAUCAACAGUUGGGUCUCCGGGAAACGAUCAUACAAAGUGAAUAGAAGGCGAGAGUAUGGUCCUGGAGCGACAUCCACGCAAGUGAAAACAGUACGACCAGCAAGGAUAUGGACGGACCAGCCGGUAGAUGUCUCGUUGAAGCAAGAGUUGCUAGACGUCAUCUCUAGCUGCAACGACGAAAUAAACGAAAUCCAACAGGAGAUCAAUGCCCAGAGGGCCAAGGCAGAACUUCUCAAGGAAGAAUUCAAAGCCAAGGAGAAAGAAAAGGUCGGACUUGAACAAGAGAAAUCGAACAAACAAACGGCACUCGUCAAAUUCAGGGCGCUACCAGAAAUGCUUAACCAAGAACAGGAGAAAAAACGAGAUGCGCAGGAAAAUUUCGAACAAGUUCGUACCCGCGUGUUAGAGAUCCGCAGCAAACAGGAUCAAACCGCAAUUGAAAAAGCGGAGACUGCUGUUGCCUAUGCGGACGCGGUAGAAUCGCUUCGCAAGCUUCAUCAAGAUCUUCUACUCGCAGAAAUUCGAAAUAUCGAAGCCUUUUCGGACUUUGGCAAUGUCAAGGCCCGCAAUGUCGAAAUUCAAAAUAUCCUUGAAUCCAAGAAAGAGGAGGUCAAAAAGGCUUCAGAGGCACAGAGAGAGUCGGCUAAAACUGGACUUGCAUACCAACGACAAGCAACCGAAGCCAUAGAACUUGCAAAAACCCAACCAGAUCUAAAGGAGCUGCUCGAUUCCCACCAUGCCCACGUCAUGACCGUGGAUCAACUCGAUGCCGAUAUCGACUCGGAGAAAGCACACCUUGAGCUAACCCAUGAAGGCAGUGCUGGUUUAAUCAAAGAAUUCGAAGAUCGGCAAAAGGCCAUCGAUAAGCUACAAAACAAACUAUCAGCAUACCAAACCAAGCUCGCCGACAUUGAAUAUGCCAUAGCCGAGAUUCGGGAUGAAUGGGAACCUAGACUAGAUGCCCUUGUUGAGAAGAUAUCUAGCGCGUUCUCGGACUCUUUUGCACGGAUUGGCUGUGCCGGCCAGGUCACCGUAGACAAGGUGGAAGAAGAGCCCGGGCCAAACGGAGAGAAAGGCCGCAGUGAUUUCGACCAAUGGUCGAUCCAGAUCCAGGUCAAGUUCCGUGAACAUGAAAACCUAUCAAUUCUCGAUUCACAUCGACAGUCUGGAGGUGAACGUGCCGUCAGUACCAUCUUCUAUCUGAUGGCCCUUCAAUCCCUGUCGGCGUCUCCGUUCCGUGUUGUCGACGAGAUCAACCAAGGUAUGGAUCCGAGAAAUGAAAGGAUGGUCCACGAACGGAUGGUGGAUAUUGCAUGUGCACCUCGUAAGCCCGCCGAGGGCAGUGCUGACGGUGUCGGCGGCACUGGAGGAAGCCAAUAUUUCCUCAUCACUCCGAAACUGCUCAGUGGGCUGGUGUACAAGCCUGGCAUGAAAGUCCUGUGCAUUGUCAGUGGUGAACAUGUGCCUUCUGAUUACACUACGAUCGACUUUGGCCGAGCUGUCCAAAAUAUGAGCAGGAUAUCCGGCAUACCAGUGAGGUCGGCAGUGAAUGGGAUCACCAACGAUAAAGGAAAAGGCAGAGCCAUGGACAAUACACGGGUUCGUUCCAGGGUUGGUGUGCGCGCUUGA